Penicillium cinerascens is the source of this 1245-nucleotide messenger RNA. Its product is annotated as ankyrin repeat domain-containing protein. The transcript is spliced from 2 exons. NCBI's taxonomy places the organism in Eukaryota, Fungi, Ascomycota, Eurotiomycetes, Eurotiales, Aspergillaceae. The coding region runs from base 1 to 1245 and encodes 414 amino acids. The record is from RefSeq and is a predicted model, not a curated record. Gene Ontology annotation, molecular function: protein binding.
AUGGUGAAAGAACCAAGAUCCCUGGCCACCCUCCCAACCGAGCUUCUAAUCUCAAUAUCCGAGCACCUGAUCUCAAGCGCCGAUCUCUCCGCCCUCGCCCGAACGAACUCCCUCUUCUACAACCUCCUCAACUCUCACCUCUACGAGCGCGAUGUAACCCGGGACAAUGCGACAGCCCUCAGCUGGGCCGCGACAUUCAAUCAUACAAAGACGGGGCUGAAAUCUAUCGAAGCGGGCGCUGAUGUUCAGUCGUUUACGGACUUCGAUCCCCGCAUCAAAGGAACCACGCCCCUUAUGCUUGCCGCGUAUCACGGGAGUAUCGAGAUGCUCCAGGUACUCUUGAAACUCGAGGAUGUCAAUCCGAAUAGUCGCGAUAGGAAAUAUAUUCGCCCACCUAUUUCCUGGGCCAUUAAGCGGAACCAUACAGCGGUGGUGCGUGCGCUAUUGGAUGAUGAUCGGACCAAUGUUAAUCUAGAGGAUAAAUGGGAAGGGGGGGCUGAUCCUCGUAUUGCGAAUCGGCAGGGUGCGACGCCGUUGUCCCUUGCUGCGAUGCUGGGUGUCAAUGAAGCGGAACUACUUCUUGCGGCGCAUAUCCAGAGUAUACUGGAAGGAGAUAAUACCACCGAACACUGCCAGCAUGUAUUUUUUCACGCGGCUAUCGUGGGACAGCUGGAUAUCGUUGAGUACCUUGUUUCAUACUUCGGUGAGAAGCUCGAUCCGAACGGAGAGCGGAAUGGGCACGGGCGAGGCGCAUUUGCCAUUGCAGCGGAGCGAAACCAUGUCGAUGUCGUCCGAUAUCUGUGCAAGUGGGACAAGACUAAUCCGAAUUUGAGCGACAGCUGGCAACACGACACGCCGCUGUUCGAAGCUGCGAAGCACGGGCGCAAGGAUAUGGUGAACACUCUGCUGGAGUGCGAGCGUGUUAAUUUGGAACAGGGUAAUGUGCGAGGGACGCGGCCACUCGCUAUUGCAGCGGCGAGUAAUCAUGAUGAUAUUAUAAGGUGUUUGCUAAAGGGUCCACGGCGGGCGAACGUCAACACCAAGGACGAUAACUGCCAUACGCCGCUGUAUCAAGCUGCUAUCUUUGGCCAUUUGCAGGCUGUUAAUGCAUUGCUUGAGGCUGAGGAUAUCGAGCCUACGUGGGGCGAUGGUGUUGAUUCUACGACUCCCUUGGAUGCGGCAAUCCAAUACGGCCAUCAUGAUAUCGCAGAUAGACUGCGACAGUACUUGGCCCAGUCAUCGUGA